GUUCUGGAACAAAAAAGUAGUUGGAAAAUAAAGGUUCUGGUACGACCGGAUUGUACAGUGUCGCGCAGUGAAGUGUGAAGUGCUGUUUUGUGUUAACCAGGAGUGUCAAGCCCUUCCUAAAGCUUGAAACAUGUCGGAUGAAGAGGAUGUGUACUCUGAGGAGGAGGAGGAAGAGGCAGAGGCUCCACCCCCACCAAAGAAAGAUGCUAGACCUUCCAUUUCUCAGAAGGGUGAGGGAGGAGACCCCGAGUUCGUCAAGCGUCAAGAAGCCAAGACAUCUGCCCUUGACGAACAAUUGAAGGAAUACAUUGCAGAAUGGCGCAAGCAACGGUCAAAGGAGGAGGACGACCUCAAGAAACUGAAGGAGAAACAGGCCAAGCGAAAGGUUAUGCGAGCGGACGAAGAAAAGCGCAUGGCUGAGAGGAAGAAGCAGGAAGAAGAGAGAAGACAGCGGGAAGUAGAAGAGAAGAAACAGAGAGACAUCGAAGAGAAGAGACGGCGCUUGGAAGAAGCAGAAAAGAAGAGGCAAGCAAUGAUGUCUGCCCUCAAGGACCAAGGCAAAGGAAAGGGACCCAACUUCACCAUUAACAGGAAGACUGAUAUGAACCUGUCAUCAGCACAAAUUGAGAGGAACAAGACCAAGGAACAGUUGGAAGAAGAGAAGAAGAUCUCCCUCAGUAUCAGGAUCAAGCCCUUGAGCAUCGACGGACUCAGCAUCGACAAGCUGAAAGGCAAAGCUCAGGAGCUGUGGGACCAGAUCGUCAAACUGGAAACAGAAAAGUACGAUCUGGAAGAGAGGCAGAAGAGACAGGACUAUGACCUUAAGGAGCUGAAGGAGAGACAGAAGCAGCAGCUCAGGCACAAGGCUCUCAAGAAAGGUCUUGACCCUGAAGCCCUGACAGGAAAGUACCCCCCCAAGAUCCAGGUCGCCUCCAAAUAUGAGCGGCGAGUGGACACCAGGUCGUAUGACGACAAGAAGAAGCUCUUCGAGGGCGGUUGGGAAACUCUUCUCUCAGAGCAUAAUGAGAAAUCUUGGAAGAGUAAAUACGAAUCGUUUGAAAAGCGUAGCAGAACCAAGCUGCCCAAGUGGUUCGGAGAGAGGCCCGGCAGGAAGCCCGGAGACCCCGAGAGCCCAGAGGAAGAGGAAGCCGGCAAGGCUGAGAAAGAAGAGUACGAACCUGAGCCUGAGGAAGAAGAGGAGGAAGUCGAGGAGGUUGAGGAAGAGGAAGAAGAGGAGGAGGAGGAGGAAGAAGAAGAAGAAUAAACGCCAUCUUACGAGAUCAAAUCUCUCCAACUGUACAGCUCGUGAGCUCUUCGCAGCCAGCUCGCCACUAACACCAGCCAACGGACCAAUCCAUGUCAGAAUAGUCUUCUUCUUCUCUUGUACAUUACACUGUUUGGGUUCUAACCGGGAGCAAGCAACGCCAUCUCGCUGUGUAAAUCUCACACUUUCUUUCAUUAAAUAUUGUUCGCCAAAUUUAAAUCUUAUUUCCUUCAACCUUUGGAAUGACACUAACCAGUGUGCAAAUUUAUUAAUUGUUUAAAAAUGUACAAAUUAUUUCAGAUGUGUAAAAAUAAAGAUUUUUUGACAUA
Messenger RNA from Macrosteles quadrilineatus (aster leafhopper), 1593 nucleotides. RefSeq names its product troponin T (gene TpnT). Gene Ontology annotation, biological process: regulation of muscle contraction; muscle contraction; sarcomere organization. Lineage: Eukaryota; Metazoa; Arthropoda; Insecta; Hemiptera; Cicadellidae. Gene Ontology annotation, cellular component: troponin complex. Bases 131 to 1264 code for a protein of 377 amino acids. The transcript is spliced from 16 exons. The record is from RefSeq and is a predicted model, not a curated record. Gene Ontology annotation, molecular function: tropomyosin binding.